AUGACAAACCGGGUCGAACUAGCAUCUGUGGAGGAUGUGUCGGAAGAAAGCAACGACACGAUCUCGGAUACUCGAAGAAUAGCAUCGAAUCUCGCGAGACUAACCGCAGAUCGAAAGAGGACACUUGACGUCCUCGGUCGUAGCAAGACAAAGAGCGGUAUAGCUGCAGUUACGUGUCAUUCUGGCGACCCUACUCCUCUAGUCGAAGCAAUCCAAAAGUACGAGGACCGCCUUAGAAGCAACGAAACUACUACGUUCAUUGAACGCGACAACUUCAUGACAGCCGAAGAUGCAGAACAUAGGGACCCAAAUAUCUGGAUCGAGCUGAGGACCUUCAAAUCCGGAAGAGAAACGAUUAAGCCGCCCCAGCUGUUCUACCUCGGGAGGCUGGUUGUCUUUAAAGGCUACGGUAACCAAAUACCGAGCGUCGGGAAACUCCUAGAUCUGCAUUUCACGGCUCCAGUGGCCGCGAUAUAUUACGGGCACGACAGUCAAUUUGGCCUUCGUCCCAGUAGGAUGAACCUCAAGACUGGGAAGGGAAUAACGUACAACUUGACGGAGAUGUAG
This is a messenger RNA of Cladophialophora bantiana CBS 173.52, 567 nucleotides long. RefSeq lists its product as uncharacterized. Lineage: Eukaryota; Fungi; Ascomycota; Eurotiomycetes; Chaetothyriales; Herpotrichiellaceae. The record is from RefSeq and is a predicted model, not a curated record. The transcript has 3 exons. Bases 1 to 567 code for a protein of 188 amino acids.